Messenger RNA from Drosophila rhopaloa, 1184 nucleotides. Its product is annotated as probable serine/threonine-protein kinase irlF. The transcript has 3 exons. The record is from RefSeq and is a predicted model, not a curated record. NCBI's taxonomy places the organism in Eukaryota, Metazoa, Arthropoda, Insecta, Diptera, Drosophilidae. Bases 172 to 852 code for a protein of 226 amino acids.
GUUGGGGCUCUGGAUUUUUCUCAUUUAACCUUAGAAAUUUCAACAGGCAACACCAGAGCCGAAAUCUUAUAGUAAAAUUUUUACCAAAAAUUCCAAAUUUAUCAAGCAUAUGGUGAAACCUUGUCGCAGCAGAUUUUGUAAAGCAAAUCAAAAGUUUAUUUUAAAAGAGAUAUGCAGCGUUCGACUUACCCACUAAUUGCCUGGCACAUUGUGCGUCCGGGAUUCAUCGGGAUGAUUGACGGCAGUGGGCGCAGUUCUCGAAGGACCUAUGCUUCCGGUUCGUGGGGCCAGGAUGAAGGGGGCAUGCCCAAGAGCGGACCUCCGCGGGCAAGUGCCACAUCGACGGUGAUGAGCGAUGCGGCCUCCUAUUCGCGCGGUGCCAAUCGAGGGGCUCUGGAGCGUCGCAUCAAUAGGGAGGAUAAUAUGUGGCGCGAUCGCAGCUAUAUCGAUACAAAGUGGCUGAAUCCCCGCGAUCCCCUGGCCUAUCGCCCCAAUUUCCGCCAAACCGAGCCGACUUCGCUGCGAAAGCAAUUCAUGCGCAGUCCCGAUGAGAUUUCCCGCGAGAUGAUGGGUCGCGAUUGGGAGGAAUCGGUGAAGAGCUACAAACGCAGUAGGGUCACGGCCACGGGGCAGGAGGGUGGUGGUGCUGAUCCCGCUCGCAAUCGCCAGCAACACUUGCAUCUGAUGCACAUGCAACAGAAACAGGAACAGCAGCAACAGAAACAGCAGCAACAGCAGCAGCAACAGCAGCAGCAAAACCAACAGCAGCAACAGCAACAGCAGCAACAGCAACAAUUGAAAUACCAGCAACAGCAAAAUUAUUGGGGCAGAAUCAAUAAUCCCAAGGAUUAACAAUUCAAACUCAAAAUUAGCCACCUAAUAUGCCAAUCGAACCAGAAACCCAUCAAUUCUAUUUAAAUAUAUCCCCCAGUCAAGCGGAGUCGAAAUAGUUCAAGCGAUCCCAGAAUUCCGAUUCCGAUUCCGUCACAAUUGACAUUUGUUUAAUUCGUUCAGAUGUUAAAUGCAAAACAUGUGAUUUAACGCAUGUCACAAUUUUAUUUUUGCAAAUCAAUCAUGUAAAUCGAAUCAAAUAAUUUUAGGGAUAUUAAUACGGUUUUUUUUUUUUUGAAAUGGCAAGUGGAGUUAAUAAUAAAAUACACAUAGAUCAUGUAUGUAGAACAGGA